Messenger RNA from Anopheles coustani, 1522 nucleotides. Its product is annotated as zinc finger Ran-binding domain-containing protein 2-like. The coding region runs from base 166 to 1212 and encodes 348 amino acids. Lineage: Eukaryota; Metazoa; Arthropoda; Insecta; Diptera; Culicidae. Gene Ontology annotation, biological process: RNA processing. Gene Ontology annotation, molecular function: RNA binding; lipopolysaccharide binding. The transcript is spliced from 3 exons. The record is from RefSeq and is a predicted model, not a curated record.
CCAACAUCCAGUUCGUCAAUAACGAAAGAAGCUGCAAAGAAUAAUUGAUGCAAAAAAGUGGCCUGCAAAGUGUUUCUAUCCCUUCUAGGCGUAUUCCGGUGGCCAAAGGAUAAAGCGUAAGCGAGCGUCUGCCGGGUGCAGUCGGUAGCGUGGAAGGUAAAUGCAAUGAGCAGCGUCGGAAGUGCCAAAUCCGACGACGGAAAGCGACCGUCCAAUAACAAGAAUGGCGAUUGGAUUUGUCCGGAGCCCGAUUGUAAGAAUCUAAACUUUGCCCGUCGCAACCAGUGCAACCGGUGCGGAAAGGAGCGUCCCAACAGCGGCUCGCGGCAUGGAUCGGCGGCCAGCGACUCGGACGGCGGUGGCAGCAGUGGGGGUAAAAAGAAAGUGGGCACCGAGAUUGGCAAGGCGGCGGCGGAAAAAUCGCGCGGUCUGUUCAGCGCCGAAGACUGGCAGUGCAACAAAUGCGCCAACGUAAACUGGGCCCGUCGGCACACGUGCAACAUCUGCAGUGCCCCUCGCUUUUGCGACGUCGAGGAACGGACCGGAUACGGCGGCGGCUACAACGAUCGUGGCGUAGUGGAAUACAAAGAUCGAGUUGAAUCCGACGAUGAGUAUGAUGAGUUUGGGCGUCGGAAAAAACCAAAAUCAAGACCGAAGGAGCAGAACAAUCGCUCGGUCGGACAUCGACGGCGCAGAAGCGAUUCGAGCGAUAGUGGUGAACGGGAGAACAGUCAGCGCAGGGAGCGGAAAAAGUACGACGCCGACUCGGACGCCGAAGAUGAGGAAGACGAUGAAGAGGACGAGGAGGAUGAGGACAAUGAGGAUCUCUCCAAGUACGAUCUCUGGGGAUCCGAUGGUGGUGACGGCGGCGAUGAGGACGACGCAGGAAAGAAACCGGUCGCGAAAAAUUCCAGCAACAACCACAAACCCCCAUCACAGCAGCAGCAGCAUCAUCACCAACGUUCUCGCUCACGAUCACACUCACGAUCAAAAUCUCCCAGUCGCGAUCGGCGUCAUCGAUCGAGCGACCAGCAUCAUCACAGGGCCUCCACAAAAUCGACGGCUUCCUCGACUAGUCACACGAAACGUUCCAGCUCGUCGCGCCGCCAUGGACGGUCCCGAUCGCGGUCGCUUUCCCGCUCACGCUCACGCUCUCGCUCAAGAUCCCGGUCGCCUCGGUCGUACAGGCGCAGCAAGGAUCGACGGCGCUAAUGCAUUUCGCAAGCUUUACUGCUUUGCCGAUCAAGGUUCAAUGUUGAUGGAAAAUAAACGUGUAUAUUUUAGGACGAAAUAAGCGUUAGUUUAUCACAAUUUGCUUUCAAACUCCAUUCCGCACAAAAUCUCCACAUUUCAUUAGUGACGCCCAGAACGCCAUCGAUUGUUUGAGUGAAUCAAUACAAUAGGGAAACAGUGCAUCAUCAUCGUUUGCAUUGAAGCCAAGAACAAUACCGAGCAAUACUCGAAAGUAUUUAUUUUCUCACCGAACCUCAAAUAAACUGCAUUACGAACAUUUGUUUGGCAA